AUGCUUUCUGAGAACACAACUAUUCUGAUGGCCAGUGGUGAAAUUAAAGACAUCGCAAACGUCACGGCCAACUCUUACGUUAUGUGCGCAGAUGGCUCUGCCGCCCGCGUUGUAAAUGUCACACAGGGCUAUCAGAAAAUUUAUAAUAUUCAGCAAAAAACCAAGCACAGAGCUUUUGAAGGUGAACCUGGUAGGUUAGACCCUAGGCGUAGAACAGUUUAUCAGCGUCUUGCCUUACAAUGUACCGCAGGCCAUAAAUUGUCAGUCAGGGUCCCUACUAAACCAUUGUUGGAAAAAAGUGGCAGGAAUGCCACCAAAUAUAAAGUGAGAUGGAGGAAUCUGCAGCAAUGUCAGACACUCGAUGGAAGAAUAAUAACAAUUCCAAAAAAUCAUCAUAAGACAUUUCCGAUGACCGUGGAGGGUGAAUAUGCCGCGAAACGGUUCAUAGAAGAAAUGGAACGCUCAAAAGGAGAAUAUUUCAACUUUGACAUUGAAGUCAGAGACUUAGAUUAUCUUGAUGCUCAAUUGAGAAUCUCUAGUUGCAUACGUUUUGGGCCAGUGCUUACAGGAAAUGGUGUUUUAUCUAAAUUUCUCACCGGACGUAGCGACCUUGUAACUCCUGCUGUUAAAAGUAUGGCUUGGAUGCUUGGUCUAUGGCUAGGUGACGGUACAACAAAAGAGCCAGAGAUCUCAGUGGAUAGCUUAGAUCCUAAACUAAUGGAAAGUUUAAGAAAACAUGCUAAAAUUUGGGGCCUCUACCUUACGGUUUGUGACGAUCACGCUCCGCUGCGUGCCAAACAUGUGAGGCUUCAUUAUGGUGAUGGACCAGGUGAAAACAGGAAGACAAGGAAUUUAAGGAAAAAUAAUCCAUUUUGGAAAGCUGUCACGAUUCUAAAGUUUAAAAGGGAUCUUGAUGGGGAAAAGCAAAUUCCUGAAUUUAUGUACGGCGAACACAUAGAAGUUCGUGAAGCAUUCUUGGCUGGCUUGAUCGACUCAGAUGGGUACGUCGUGAAAAAGGGAGAAGGCCCUGAAUCUUAUAAAAUAGCAAUUCAGACAGUCUAUUCAUCCAUUAUGGACGGAAUUGUUCAUAUUUCAAGAUCUCUUGGAAUGUCUGCUACUGUGACAACUAGAUCAGCUAGGGAGGAAAUUAUUGAGGGAAGGAAAGUCCAAUGUCAAUUUACAUACGACUGUAAUGUUGCUGGAGGAACAACAUUACAGAAUGUUCUGUCAUAUUGUCGAAGUGGUCAUAAAACAAGGGAAGUUCCCCUAAUUGUGAAAAGACAAGCCGUAUAUUUCGGGUUCACGGAUGAUUUUCAAGGUGAAAGUACCGUAUAUGGGCUUACAAUAGAAGGUCAUAAGAAUUUCUUGCUAGGCAACAAAAUAGAAGUGAAAUCAUGUCGCGGCUGUUGCGUGGGUGAACAGCUUAAAAUAUCACAGAGGAAAAAUUUGAAGCACUGUGUUGCCUGCCCCAGAAAGGGAAUUAAGUAUUUUUAUAAAGAUUGGAGCGGUAAAAAUCGGGUAUGUGCUAGAUGUUAUGGAAGAUACAAAUUCAGUGGACAUCACUGUAUAAAUUGCAAGUAUGUACCAGAAGCACGUGAAGUGAAAAAAGCAAAAGAAAAAGGUGAAAAAUUGGGUAUUACGCCGGAAGGUUUGCCGAUUAAAGGACCAGAGUGUCUAAAAUGUGGUGGAAUCUUACAGUUCGAUGCUGUUCGUGGGCCUCAUAAGAGUUGUGGUACUAAUGUUGGUGCGCGUAUAUGCUAA
This is a messenger RNA of Saccharomyces paradoxus, 1761 nucleotides long. RefSeq names its product Hop (gene HO). Gene Ontology annotation, biological process: intein-mediated protein splicing. The record is from RefSeq and is a predicted model, not a curated record. NCBI's taxonomy places the organism in Eukaryota, Fungi, Ascomycota, Saccharomycetes, Saccharomycetales, Saccharomycetaceae. The transcript has a single exon. Gene Ontology annotation, molecular function: endonuclease activity; DNA binding. The coding region runs from base 1 to 1761 and encodes 586 amino acids.